This is a messenger RNA of Danio rerio (zebrafish), 6153 nucleotides long. NCBI's taxonomy places the organism in Eukaryota, Metazoa, Chordata, Actinopteri, Cypriniformes, Danionidae. The record is from RefSeq and is a predicted model, not a curated record.
GUGUCCGCAGGAUGAUAACUCCAUGUUCUUUCAGUUCGGCCCCUCCAUUGAGCAGCAGGCGUCCGUCAUGCUCAACAUCAUGGAGGAGUACGACUGGUACAUCUUCUCCAUAGUCACCACAUACUACCCCGGAUACCAGGACUUUGUCACCAAGAUCCGCAGCACCAUCGAGAACAGUUUUGUGGGCUGGGAGCUGGAGGAGGUGCUGCUGCUGGACAUGUCUGUGGAUGACGGAGACGCUAAGAUCCAGAACCUGCUGAAGAAGCUGCAGAGCCCCGUCAUCCUGCUCUACUCCACCAAAGAGGAGGCCAACAUCAUCUUCCAGGUGGCGCACUCCGUCGGCCUCACGGGGUACGGGUACACCUGGAUCGUGCCCUCGCUGGUGGCCGGAGACGCUGAUCACAUCCCGGCGGAGUUUCCGACAGGCAUGAUCUCAGUGUCGUAUGAUGAGUGGGAUUAUGGGCUGGAGGCGCGUGUGCGUGAUGGUGUGGCUGUUAUCGCCACGGCAACCUCCACCAUGAUGAUGGACCGCGGGCCGCACACGCUGCUGAAGUCUGAGUGCCACGGGGCCCCGGACAAGAAGAGCCCGAUGACGGGGAACAACAACGAGGUGCUCAGGUACCUGAUGAACGUGACGUUCGAGGGCCGCAAUCUGUCGUUCAGUGAGGACGGCUAUCAGAUGCACCCUAAGCUGGUGAUCAUCCUGCUGGAUAAGGAGCGGCAGUGGGACAGAGUAGGUAAGUGGGAGAACGGCUCUCUCUCCAUGAAGUAUCACGUGUGGCCGAGGUUUGAGCUGUACUCUGGGCCGGAGGCUCGUGAGGACGAUCAUCUGUCCAUCGUGACGCUGGAGGAGGCGCCGUUCGUCAUCGUGGAGGACGUGGACCCGCUGAGCGGAACCUGCAUGAGGAACACCGUACCCUGCCGGAAGCAGCUCAAAGCCCUCAAUCAGACGCAGGACUCGGCCGUCUACAUCAAGCGCUGCUGUAAAGGGUUCUGCAUCGACAUCCUCAAGAAGAUCGCCAAGAACGUCAAGUUCACCUACGACCUCUACCUGGUGACCAACGGCAAACACGGCAAGAAGAUCAACGGCACCUGGAACGGCAUGGUGGGAGAGGUGGUGCUGAAGAACGCUCAUAUGGCCGUGGGCUCUCUGACUAUAAACGAGGAGCGCUCAGAGGUCAUCGACUUCUCUGUUCCCUUCAUCGAGACCGGCAUCAGUGUGAUGGUGUCCAGGAGCAACGGCACUGUCUCCCCCUCCGCUUUCCUGGAGCCCUUCAGCGCAGACGUGUGGAUCAUGAUGUUUGUGAUGCUGCUGCUGGUCUCCGCCAUCGCCGUCUUCAUCUUCGAGUACUUCAGUCCUGUGGGCUACAACCGCUGUCUGGCAGACGGCAGAGAGGCCGGCGGGCCCUCCUUCACCAUCGGGAAGGCCAUCUGGCUGCUGUGGGGUCUGGUCUUCAAUAACUCUGUGCCGGUGCAGAACCCCAGAGGAACCACCAGCAAGAUCAUGGUCUCCGUCUGGGCCUUCUUCGCUGUGAUCUUCCUGGCCAGCUACACCGCUAACCUGGCUGCGUUCAUGAUCCAGGAGGAGUACGUGGACCAGGUGUCCGGCCUCAGCGACAAGAAGUUUCAGAAUCCCAAUGAUUUCUCUCCUCCGUUUCGCUUCGGGACGGUCCCGAACGGCAGCACCGAGAGGAACAUCCGCAAUAACUACAGAGACAUGCACUCCUACAUGGUGAAGUUCCACCAGCGCAACGUGGUCGAAGCCCUGGAGAGCCUGAAGACAGGAAAGCUGGACGCGUUCAUCUAUGACGCGGCGGUGCUGAACUACAUGGCAGGCCGAGAUGAGGGCUGCAAACUGGUGACCAUCGGCUCCGGGAAGGUGUUCGCCUCCACCGGAUACGGCAUCGCCAUCCAGAAGGACUCGGGCUGGAAGAGACAGGUGGACCUGGCCAUCCUGCAGCUAUUCGGAGACGGUGAGAUGGAGGAGCUGGAGGCUCUCUGGCUGACGGGGAUCUGCCAUCAUGAGAAGAAUGAGGUGAUGAGCAGCCAGCUGGACGUGGACAAUAUGGCGGGUGUGUUCUACAUGCUGGGCGCCGCCAUGGCCCUGUCCCUCAUCACCUUCAUCGCGGAGCACGUCUUCUACUGGCACAUGCGCUUCUGCUUCAUGGGUGUGUGCUCGGGGAAACCAGGCUUCACCUUCACCAUCAGCAGGGAGAUUUAUAGCUGUAUUCAUGGAGUUGAGAUUGAAGACAAGAGUUCUGCGCUGAAUUCUCCCUCCGCCACCAUGAACAACACACACUCCAACAUCCUGCGUCUGCUGCGCACCGCCAAGAACAUGGCGUCUCUCUCCGGGGUCAACGGCUCUCCGCACAGUGCACUGGACUUCAUCCGCCGUGAGUCUUCAGUGUAUGACAUUAGUGAGCACCGCCGCAGCCUAGCCGGACACUCGGACUGCAAAGCACCAUACCUGCCUGACGACAACAUGUUCAGCGACUACAUCAGCGAGGUGGAGCGCACCUUUGGGAACCUACAUUUGAAGGACAGCAACUUAUACCAGGACCACUACCUGCACCACCAUGGCGGCUCUGCCCUGGGGUUAGCGGGCCCCCCGCCCAACCGGCCCCUUAGCCUGGGCUCCAGCAGCUCUCUGGAGGGUGGCAUGUUUGACUGUGAGAGCCUGGGUGGCGGCGUGGCCCCAAUAUUCACCACGCAGCCGCGCUCUGCCCUGACCCACAGGAACAUGAGCAAAUUUGACCUGCUGCAGAGCCAGACUCCUCCGUCAGGCCCGGGCCUAAAGCAGGGGCUGGCUGACCUGUACGGGAAGUUCUCCUUUAAAGGUGGAGCGUCCAGUUCAGGGUACAUCGCAGGGCAUGACCGGUACUGCGGCGGAGCCGAUGACGGAAACAUCCGCUCGGACGUGUCCGAUAUUUCCACUCACACAGUCACCUACGGCAAUCUAGAGGGCAAUGCUAAAAAACGAAAGCAGUACAGAGACAGCCUGAAGAAGAGGCCCGCGUCUGCAAAGUCCCGACGCGAACUUGAUGAGAUCGAGAUGGGUCACCACCGCCGCCGCCAGCACCACCACCAUCACCACCACGGCCACCGCUCCGCCUCACCUCCAUCGGAGCGCAAACGUGGCGGUGUCAGCUCCACCUCAUACCUGCUACAGGACAAGGAGAGCCUCAAGGAUUUCUACUUGGACCAGUUCCGGCCCAAAGAAGGUGUCCCACAGUGGGAGCAUGUGGAUUUGACAGAUGGGCCGGGCGGCGGCGGUGGAGGAAACUGCACCAGCCUGGUGUCUGUGGACGAGUUCCUGAAGAGCAAACCUAAGAAGCUGGACAGCCGGAGCGGCAGCGGAAGUGGUGGGUGGGAGUGCCGGAGCUGUCGAGCCAGCAGUGCGGGCAGCAAACCCACAGCCCUGCACGGGGGCGCCAUCCUGCACACGGGCAGCACAGCCUACGGUGGCGGCUGUGGGGCAUCAGGAGGGGUGGGCAGCAGCCGGCCCAGCUCUGCCACCUGCAUGCGCUGUGACGCCUGCAAGAAGUCAGGAAACCUGUACGACAUCAGCGAGGACAGUAAUCACCUGCUGGAGCAGCUCAGCAGCAGCCGGGGGCAGACGCCGGCUCAGCGCCGCAGGGCAUUCAGUGGGAAACCGCUGCGCCGCCAGCAUUCCUAUGACACCUUUGUUGACCUGCAGAGGGAAGAGUUAGGCGGGAUCGGUGUCCCGCUGGGGUUCGGCGGACCAGCAGCGUUGCCUCCGCCACGCAGCGUCAGCCUCAAAGAGCGGGAGCGCUGCAUGGACGCCUCCAGCCCCUUCGCACACAUAUUCGAGCAUCCGGCGGGUCCCGAGCAGGACACAGAGCAGGACCCGCUGUUCUACGGGAAGGGCUCAGGGUUCGGGUUGUACCGAGCGGGAGAGAGCACACCCCACCGCCGCUCCUUCGGGGACAGGGACCCACGAGAGCGGGGACUCAUGGAGGGGCCCGCGCACUCCCUAUCCAAAUCCCUCUACCCCGACCGCACCAACCACAACCCCUUCAUCCCCACCUUUGGAGACGACCAGUGUCUGCUGCACGGAGGCAAGUCCUACUACGUGAACACGCCGCAGCACAGCGGCCCCGCAGGAGUCAUGUCCAGCCUGGCGCCGCGCUUCCCUGCGGAGCUGUGCAUGGGGAACCACCACACCAGCAAGCUCAGCCUCGGGCCCCCGCGGCCCUUCAACGGCAGCAACGGACACGUGUACGAGAAACUGUCCAGCAUCGAGUCUGACGUGUGAGAAUCAGAGAAAGACGGAGCAUUCUGUUUGCUCUCCAGAUUUUAGCAGAACACGCAGAACUUGAGAGAAUUGAAAUGUCAUUUCCUGUGAAGUUCAUGUUUACACCAGUGUCUUCAUCUCGGCGAGCUGGUGGGAACAAGAGCAGGUCCAUCUGCCGAGCGCAAGAACAGCGGAGCAGAUGGCCACUUCACCUCCAUCCUACACUCCUCUGUGAAGAUACAAUCACGAACACCUAAUUAAUGCUUUCUGUUGAAACAGGGUAAUAACUGUACCUCAGAGACUGACUGCCGAUCUGAUCUGAUCUGAGACGGGUUUGCUCUGCUCAAGAGGCCUUCGCUGAGAUGUGAAUGUGAUGAUCAAUCCAGUCUCCGCAUCAGCCUAACGUUUCCAUGGCAACAGCCUCUCCCAUGCUCUUUACUGCCAUGAAACACGCGUGCAUUAGUGAAAGUGCACAAGCCUCUGCUGAGUUUUAUGGCUUCAUUUAUAUUCAAGUCUCCACUGCCGUGAUGUUUCAUAUAUCCCACAGAACAGCUGGUGUCACGUGACUCUGUGAGCAGGCGAAGGCUGAGAGAGCGGCGUUCGGCUCUGUAAAUACACUUCUCUUUAUAUAAGGUCGACCUUUAAUAGAGCUUUUUCAGCUACUACGAGUAACCAAAAUAAAGACAAAAACAGAACAAAAACAUAUGCAAAUUUAGCCAGCGUUAUGAUCAUAAGUGAUAUUUUAAGCGCUAGUUUGCUUUUAAACUCAUAUUAACGACUUAAUUCUGAUAGUUUAGCGCCUUCUAAGCCGCCGCUUGUCCUUUAUUCGUCUGAGCAGAGCUGCGCCGCCCCCUGCUGGACAUGUUUAGUUUAAUCUCCUUUAGUUUGCUAAGUUUCUCUGGUUUAUUGGUCUGGUCGUCCUCUAGAAGGCUUCCAGACUCUCUCACUUGUUUACUUCGCUACACCAGCGAGGACGCGCCUGAGACCCAAUGUUUAUGUAUUUAAAGCUGUAAACCUCUUCAACCGAGUAGGCAUGGGCCAGUAUUAUAAGCUUCAGACGGUGUGAUGAUCUUGGAUAACAAUAUCAGGGUUUACAGUACUGUGAUUACUGCUCUACACUAUGCUCUUUUAAAAAACAAAGAGACUGCAGUUAUUAAUAUGAAGAUGGCUAAAACUGAACUGUAAAACACUAAAAGCAAAUCACACCUAGGAGAGAUGAGCUUAAUGCUGUUUAUUUUAAUAACUCUAAGUUUAAAUGUUGGAAUGUUCUAAAUGAAUAGGGCAUAGGGAAUAGAACACAGCCAGGAACUCUGUUUCUAAUUGCAGCUCUAGAGGUGUAGCUGCAAGCACACAAGUUUAUGAUGCAGUUUGAUCAUGUUCGUUGGAGUGAUGGAUUUGGGAAACGUCAAAUUAAUGAACUAUGUUUGUAAUGACGGAACUUGCGACUUUAAUUGGCUAACGAUGGUUUUUGGAAAUGUACCCCUAGACAUGUGCCGGUAUAAGAUUCUGACGGCAUGAUAACCUUAAUAUUAACAGAACAUUUGAUAUUGUCGGAAUAUUGACGGAACAUUUAAUAUUGACGGAAUAUUGACGGAACAUUUAAUAUUGACGGAAUAUUGACGGAACAUUUAAUAUUGACGGAAUAUUGACGGAACAUUUAAUAUUGACGGAAUAUUGACGGAACAUUUAAUAUUUAUUGACGGAACAUUUAAUAUUGACGGAAUAUUGACGGAACAUUUAAUAUUGACGGAAUAUUGACGGAACAUUUAAUAUUGACGGAAUAUUGACGGAACAUUUAAUAUUGACGGAAUAUUGACGGAACAUUUAAUAUUGACGGAAUAUUGACGGAACAUUUAAUAUUGACGGAAUAUUGACGGAACAUUUAAUAUUGACGGAAU